Messenger RNA from Apis florea (little honeybee), 1020 nucleotides. Its product is annotated as nucleolysin TIAR. Lineage: Eukaryota; Metazoa; Arthropoda; Insecta; Hymenoptera; Apidae. The record is from RefSeq and is a predicted model, not a curated record. Gene Ontology annotation, molecular function: RNA binding.
AUGCCAAAGGAAAGAGAAAAGAGAGGAAAGAAGGAAAGAGAAAGGGAAGGAGAAGGGAAGGAGCGCGAAAGGUUGGUGGUUUCCAGGCUGGGAAAGGUGGAAAGUAGCAAGAUCCCGCCCGCAAGAGAUCGCGAAUUGAAAGAGGGCCAGGUGGAGGUGGUCCAGUCCGGCGGGUCAACGAUCGGCGUAGCAAGGCCGUAUCAGAGCCUUGAGCAAGGAGGGUGGGCGCAGUGGUGCAGUGGUUGCAGAAGGGCCAGCGAGGUUGGGGUGGCCUCGACCACAGGCGCCUUGGCACCGAGUGCACCGGGCCCCGGGGCUGCGGUGGUGGGCUGCUUGGUUGGGGUGUACCCGUGUUCUCCCUCCUCCACGGGGCCCAGGGGCCCCCUAACUCAUCACCUCCAGGCUAUCCCGAGUCAGCAACAGCCGAUCGGUUGCCGUGCCUGUUGCUGCGCGCAUAGCAAUCACCAGCCAGCUUCGGUCCAGCUUACCAGCCAGCGGGGCGGCCUAUCGCUGAGGGUAGCGAGGGUGGCGUCCACCACCUCCGUCCGAGCCGCCCCCUACGCCCACCCCCAGCACCAGGGGCUGGGGCAGGAGUGCAGGUGUAGGGAGGAGACGGGGGCAUUGGGUGGAGGUGGUGCGCACAUCCUCGGCAGCCCGAUGCUGUUCGUCCCGUUCACGGUGCCCACCUUCCCCGCCACGCAUCAUCAGACGACCCAUCCUGCGCAUCAGACGCAUCAUCAACAGCUGCAGGCCACUACCCAGAACCCGGUGCAGCAGCCUCAACAACUCACGCAGCUCAAUCAGCUGAGCCACCUGAAUCACCAAGGCAUUGUACCGGCCACGACCAACCAACCGACCGUACACAGCACCAGCUGUUCGCCGCAGCAACAAGCAACCACACCGAAUAAGGAGAUGAAAGUUAAUUGGGCCACGUCUCCGGGAAACCAACCAAAGCAAGACACCAGCAGUAAGUAUCGUGUAACGUAUAUUUCGUUAUGUUGGUAACACGUUUUUUCUAUC